CUAGGGAGUUCAAACUUCUCCUAAAUACAUUUGAGAUGGGUCGUGGCACUAGGAGAUCAGUUGCUCUGUUAUGCUUACUCUGUCUUCAUGUUCUUACAGUGAGUGUGAUUGCUAGGGAUGUAGUGAGUGUGGGUAAGAAUGAGAAAGAAAAGUUUCUAAACGUUGGGGAUGGAGGCGGAUUUGGAGUUGGAGGUGGAGGUGGAGGUGGAGGAGGUGGUGGUGGUGGCGGUGGAUUUGGAGGUGGGUAUGGGGGAGGAGCUGGAGGUGGAGGUGGUGUUGGUGGUGGCUUUGGCAAGGGUGGCGGCAUUGGUGGUGGGAUUGGUAAGGGAGGUGGAGUGGGAGGUGGCGCUGGUGGUGGCUUUGGUAAAGGUGGUGGCAUUGGGGGUGGAAUAGGCAAGGGUGGUGGCUUUGGAGGUGGAGUUGGGGGAGGUCAUGGUGGAGGGUUUGGAAAAGGUGGGGGAGUCGGCGGAGGAGUUGGUGGUGGCAUUGGCAAGGGUGGUGGUAUUGGUGGAGGAAUAGGCAAGGGUGGUGGCUUUGGAGGUGGAGUUGGUGGUGGUCACGGUGGAGGGUUUGGAAAAGGUGGGGGAGUUGGUGGAGGAGUUGGUGGUGGAAUAGGUAAGGGUGGUGGCAUUGGUGGUGGUCAUGGUUUUGGAAAAGGUGGGGGUAUUGGUGGAGGUGCUGGUGGUGGAUUUGGUAAAGGUGGAGGCAUUGGCAAGGGUGGUGGACAUGGAGGAGGUGUUGGUGGCGGAAUUGGUGGAGGUCAUGGUGGAGGGUUUGGAAAAGGUGGAGGUGUUGGUGGCGGAAUUGGUGGAGGUCAUGGUGGCGGGUAUGGAAAAGGUGGGGGAGUUGGCGGAGGAGCUGGAGGUGGCAUUGGUAAGGGUGGUGGUAUUGGGGGUGGAAUAGGCAAGGGUGGUGGCUUUGGAGGUGGAGUUGGUGGUGGUCAUGGUGGAGGUUUUGGGAAAGGUGGGGGAGUUGGUGGUGGAAUAGGCAAGGGUGGUGGCAUUGGGGGUGGAAUAGGUAAGGGUGGCGGUGUCGGUGGUGGCAUUGGUAAAGGUGGUGGGGGAGGCCUUGGUGGAGGCAUUGGGAAGGGUGGUGGCAUUGGUGGUGGUGGCGGCUUUGGAAAAGGUGGUGGCAUUGGAGGUGGUGGCGGCUUUGGAAAAGGUGGUGGCAUUGGAGGUGGGUUUGGUAAAGGUGGUGGAUUUGGUGGCGGCAUUGGAGGUGGAUCUGGUGGUGGGAUUGGAGGGGGAUUUGGCAAAGGUGGAGGAAUAGGGGGAGGUUCAGGAGGUGGGUUUGGAGGUGGAGGUGGAUAUGGUGGAGGUGGAGGAGCAGGUGGAGGUGGUGGAUUUGGUGGUGGAGGCGGCUUUGGUGGAGGAGGCGGUGGUGGGAUUGGACACCACUAAUUAAGCAUCAGAUUGUGCGGAUCUAUUAUUAAUAAGUAAUGAAUGUAAUAAUCAUGUGUCCUGGAUUUCUUAUUUUGUUGAAGAGUUUUUAGUUAUGUUAGUUGCAUCUCUUGCCAAUGAAGACAAGCAUGCACGCCUACUCAGUCUGUUGUAAGUUAUUUCUACUUAAAAUGUAAAAUAUAAAUUGAAAAAUAGCACAUCUCGCACAUUUUCAUUUUUAUAAUA
Messenger RNA from Juglans regia (Persian walnut), 1625 nucleotides. RefSeq names its product glycine-rich cell wall structural protein-like. The coding region runs from base 36 to 1400 and encodes 454 amino acids. The transcript has a single exon. NCBI's taxonomy places the organism in Eukaryota, Viridiplantae, Streptophyta, Magnoliopsida, Fagales, Juglandaceae. The record is from RefSeq and is a predicted model, not a curated record.